UGAAAAGCCAGACGAAGAAAUGGUUGAUGCGGAAGUCCCCAAGGAGGAGACUGUGGAUGGCGCGGCAUGAGCCAAUUGAUUCUGCAACAUCAUUACAAUAAAAUUACAUUGCUUACAGCUUUUGAUGCAUUGGCAGCAGGCGUCGGUAUGCUUAUCGGCUCAACGCAUCAGUCGAGGUGGUCAUUUGUUUAUUAUAUAUCCUUCGCUGGCGCAUUCUCGGUGCUCAGUGCUAUAUUUAAAACUCUAUAGCUUCUGGAUUUUAGGGAAUAUCAUAGUGACUGGAGCUGGUCGCAUCGUCAGAUUACCUGUAGGGUCGUUUUACAAGUCGCUAAAAUCAAAUUUGUAUUAUAGUUAUACCAUCAAAGCAAUAUUCCAUUUUUCAGCUCAAUUAUGUUGUGACUGCACGACAUUCGGUUUUUUUUUGUAGUUGGCUGCUGAACAUUCUCGCCAAAGCGGGUAGAAUCGGUAUUUAGUCUACGUCACCCACUUCAGCUCAGCAUCAACAAUCACCAAAACAUUCUUACUGACUCUGCAUU
Molecule: messenger RNA, 536 nt
Organism: Xylona heveae TC161
Lineage: Eukaryota; Fungi; Ascomycota; Xylonomycetes; Xylonales; Xylonaceae
Exons: 1
Coding region: 125-427 (100 amino acids)
Source: RefSeq, a predicted model, not a curated record